UUUGCGUGCGGCAAAAGGCGGGAUGUGGGCCCUGCGGGCCGCCGUCCGCUCAGGGGCCUGGGUCUCCCGUGUGGUUCGCGGCCGCGGGGCCCCGAGAGCUGCGCCGUCGCUGCCGGCCUUGCCGGAUCGCGCGCUCGCCGCCUUCGGCCCCGGGGGACUCAAGGGCCCAGGAGGUGGAGGACGGGGCCCACGGGCUGACGGCCCGAGCAGCCGAACGGGAGAGGAGGAGGAGGAGCCAGAAGAUGCGGAGGAGAAAGAGGAGGAGGAGGAGCUACUGAGGAGGGACCCUUUGCUGCCAGCGGAGACCCAGCGCGUGUGUCUGAUUCACCCUGAGGUCAAGCGGGGACCGCGGAAGCAGCAGCUGACCGGAGCUGAGUGGCAGGUGGCAGAAGCAGAAGCACUGGUCCACACACUGGAUGGCUGGUCGGUGGUGGAAAGGAUGGUGGUGCCCACCAAAACACCCGAUGGAAAGCUCAUCUUCGGCAAAGGGACUUUGGAGCACCUGACAGAGAAAAUCAGAGGGUCGCCAGAAAUCACGGCGGUCUUUCUGAACGUGGAGAGGCUGGCCACGCCUACCAAGAAGGAACUGGAAGCCAGCUGGGGCGUGCCGGUGUUCGACCGGUUCACGGUGGUCCUUCACAUUUUCCGCUGCAACGCCCGGACCAAGGAGGCGCGGCUGCAGGUGGCACUGGCUGAGCUGCCCCUUCUCAGGUCCCACCUGAAAAGCAGCACUGCCCACCCGGAUGGACAAGGACGGGGCUCACGCUAUAUCAUGGGGUCAGGAGAAUCCUUCAUGCAGGUGCAGCAGCGCCUCUUGAAGGAAAAGGAAAUGAAGAUCCGGAAGGCCCUGGAGAGACUGAGGCAGAAACGGCGUCUCCUGGGGAGGCAGCGGAGGCGGCAGGAGUUCCCGGUGAUCGCCGUGGUGGGGUACACCAACUGCGGAAAAACCACGCUGAUUAAGGCCCUGACCGGCGACGACACUGUCCAGCCCCGGGAUCAGCUGUUUGCAACACUGGACGUCACAGCUCAUGCUGGGUGGCUGCCCUCCCGCAUGGCUGUCAUUUACAUGGACACCAUUGGCUUCCUCUCCCAGCUGCCCCACAGCCUCAUCGACUCCUUCUCUGCCACCCUGGAAGACGUGGCUCGUUCAGAUCUGAUCGUCCACGUGAGGGACGUGACCCACCCUGAGACGGAGCUGCAGAAAGCCAGUGUCCUGUCCAGCCUGCACGGCCUGCGCCUGCCCGCCCCCCUCCUGGACUCCAUGCUGGAAGUUCAUAACAAGACGGACCUGGUGCCGGGGUAUAGCCCGGCGGAACCCCAGGCUGUGGCCGUGUCCGCCCUCCUGGGGCACGGGCUCCCAGAGCUGAAGGCGCGGCUGGAGGACGCCAUCCGUAGAGCCACGGGGAGACAGGUCCUCACCCUGCGGGUCCGGCUGGCGGGCACACAGCUGAGCUGGCUGCAUCGGGAGGCCACCGUGCAGGACGUGGACGUGAUUCCCGAGGCCGGAGUGGCCGACGUCACCGUCGUCAUCAGCAAGUCCGCCUACGGCAAGUUCAGGAAGCUCUUUCCCGAGUGAAUGGACGUCGUGUCCGCCGCCGUCUCUGGGCCUCCUGCCCGCCCCCUCCGUGGCCGCUCCGGGAGGAAGGGCCGGCGGCCGGAACUCCAAGGUCGGCU
Molecule: messenger RNA, 1674 nt
Organism: Lontra canadensis (Northern American river otter)
Lineage: Eukaryota; Metazoa; Chordata; Mammalia; Carnivora; Mustelidae
Gene: GTPBP6
Product: GTP binding protein 6 (putative)
Exons: 10
Coding region: 23-1576 (517 amino acids)
Cellular component (GO): cytoplasm
Molecular function (GO): ribosome binding; GTP binding
Source: RefSeq, a predicted model, not a curated record